AUGAAUUUUAUUAGGAAUUUAAUUAAAGAAAGAAAAGGUAUAUUUCAAAUUAAAUGGAAGAAAGAAGCUCUUUUUGAGCCCAAAUCUGAAGAUAAAGAUGAGAAUGAAUCCAAUGAAAAAGAUGAUAUUGAAUUUUGUAGAAAAUCAAAUUAUCCAAGAAACUCAUGUGAAGCACAGUGGAUGCUGUUAUAUUCUUGUAUAACUUCAAUGGAAGAUUAUCCCUGCGAAGCUAAUCUUAAGUCCGCAAAGGAUUUUAUCAGAAAUAUCCCAGAUCAAUGCAAAUUUACUCAAAUUGGUGAUACUUUUUCUCAGGGAUUGAAAGACUUUGAUAAUGCUAUUUCCAAAGCAAGCUCAAAAAGGGAACUUCUUCUUAUGCUAUGUACAAUUGAAAAUAAAUGUAGGCAUAAGCUAGGAAAACCUUUAGUUCUUUGUAAUUAUUCUGAGAUCAUGAAAAGAUGGUAUAAGGAUUAA
Cryptosporidium ubiquitum is the source of this 471-nucleotide messenger RNA. RefSeq lists its product as uncharacterized. Lineage: Eukaryota; Apicomplexa; Conoidasida; Eucoccidiorida; Cryptosporidiidae. The record is from RefSeq and is a predicted model, not a curated record. Gene Ontology annotation, molecular function: thiol oxidase activity. Bases 1 to 471 code for a protein of 156 amino acids. The transcript has 2 exons.